Suncus etruscus (white-toothed pygmy shrew) is the source of this 985-nucleotide messenger RNA. It is a transcript of the gene POLR2C, whose product is annotated as RNA polymerase II subunit C. The transcript is spliced from 9 exons. Gene Ontology annotation, cellular component: RNA polymerase II, core complex. The record is from RefSeq and is a predicted model, not a curated record. Gene Ontology annotation, biological process: DNA-templated transcription. Lineage: Eukaryota; Metazoa; Chordata; Mammalia; Eulipotyphla; Soricidae. Bases 27 to 854 code for a protein of 275 amino acids. Gene Ontology annotation, molecular function: DNA binding; DNA-directed RNA polymerase activity; protein dimerization activity.
GGCGGACUCGGAGCUGGCGGGGCGCGAUGCCGUACGCGAACCAGCCCACCGUGCGCAUCACGGAGCUCACGGACGAGAAUGUCAAGUUCAUCAUCGAGAAUACGGACCUGGCGGUGGCCAAUUCCAUCCGGAGGGUCUUCAUCGCCGAGGUGCCCAUCAUAGCCAUCGACUGGGUUCAGAUUGAUGCCAAUUCCUCCGUCCUUCACGAUGAGUUCAUUGCUCACAGACUUGGAUUGAUUCCACUCACAAGUGAUGACAUUGUGGACAAGUUGCAGUACUCCCGGGACUGCACAUGCGAAGAGUUCUGUCCCGAGUGCUCAGUGGAAUUCACACUGGAUGUGCGCUGUAACGAAGACCAGACCCGCCACGUCACGUCCCGGGAUCUCAUUUCCAACAGCCCCCGAGUCAUCCCGGUGACAUCUCGGAACCGAGACAAUGACCCCAAUGACUAUGUGGAGCAGGAUGAUAUCCUCAUUGUCAAGUUGAGAAAGGGCCAGGAGCUGCGACUUCGUGCCUACGCCAAGAAGGGGUUCGGCAAGGAGCAUGCCAAGUGGAACCCUACAGCCGGGGUGGCCUUUGAGUAUGAUCCCGACAAUGCCCUGCGACACACCGUGUACCCCAAGCCCGAGGAGUGGCCAAAGAGCGAGUACUCAGAGCUGGACGAGGACGAGUCACAGGCUCCCUACGACCCAAAUGGCAAGCCAGAGCGGUUUUACUACAAUGUGGAGUCCUGCGGCUCUCUGCGCCCUGAGACUAUUGUCCUCUCGGCCCUGUCUGGGCUGAAGAAGAAGCUGAGUGAUUUACAGACGCAGCUGAGUCAUGAGAUUCAGAGCGAUGUCCUCACCAUAAACUAAGCUGCCCUCCACAUCCAGCAGAAAGGGACUUGAGACUUCCUGCCUCUAGGUCGGUCUUCAGGGCCAGCUAGAUAAUUUCAUGAGGAAGGAUCCGUCCUGCUCACUGAAGGCUGUGUCCCUUGCGGCCUGCU